CAGAGCCCCAUUUUUUUCCCCAGCCAUGGGCCUACGGCGACGGUGGCUUAGCCCUCGAUUGCUGGGAUGGUUGUUGUUCCCCUCCCUGGUAGCCUUCGUGCCGGGCGCCCUGCCGCGUCUGCGGCCUGCUCCGGACUCAACCAGGGUGGCGAUGUGCAUGGACGAUCCCGGGCGCUUGCUGCAGGGCUGGAAGGCCAAGUCGAAACGCGGACCGGCCAAGUACCAUCUGCCGACGGGUGGCCCCAAUGUCACCAAGACUGCUGACCUCAUGGAACUCCGUGUGUCAUAUACCGUGGAUACCAGUAACGUCCUGUCCAACGAGCGGCAGCUUCUCAAGCUCCUCCGCAGCGAUGCCGUGGAGCAGCGACGGAACGCCUCCGAGGCAUUACUAACGGCUCCUUGGUCGGGCAGACCACAGCGGCAGACCCUGCUGAAGUUGUUGCAUGCAGUGCUGGACGACGACCUCAUCGUGCGCGAAAACGUGGCGCACUUGUUGAAGCAUCUCUGUGUCGAGUAUCGUUGGGAGAUGGAUGAGUGGAUUGCCCUGCUGGCACAAAAGAUCAACCCCGAGAGCAGCCAGCACAUUGUGACGCAGAUCUACGUCAUGAAGGCGCUGGGAAUCCUCGGGCCCUACGCCAGCAGCUAUUCUGGCUACAUUACGAGAUUUUUCGACCACGAAGAGGAGCCCAACUUGGCAAUGGGAAAGCAAAAAAGGUUCCAUGGGCAAUUGCGCAUGGUUCAAAAUUACUCCUUUCUCGUGGAUAUAUAUAUAUGA
Molecule: messenger RNA, 775 nt
Organism: Cladocopium goreaui
Lineage: Eukaryota; Dinophyceae; Suessiales; Symbiodiniaceae
Source: the annotation of a GenBank genome assembly